Gasterosteus aculeatus aculeatus (three-spined stickleback) is the source of this 1649-nucleotide messenger RNA. Its product is annotated as rab GDP dissociation inhibitor beta. Gene Ontology annotation, cellular component: cytoplasm. Gene Ontology annotation, molecular function: Rab GDP-dissociation inhibitor activity. Gene Ontology annotation, biological process: protein transport; vesicle-mediated transport; small GTPase-mediated signal transduction. The record is from RefSeq and is a predicted model, not a curated record. Lineage: Eukaryota; Metazoa; Chordata; Actinopteri; Perciformes; Gasterosteidae.
UCUUAAGAGGCUUAUUGCAAAGAGGAAGACAAAGACAUUAGUGUCACUUAUUAUCUACAGGCUACACGCAGGAAAGGCCCUGGGACUCAGUGAGGCACAAACAGGUUGUUAAGAUGGAGGAAUAUGAUAUUAUUGUGCUCGGAACUGGACUUAAGGAAUGUGUCCUAUCAAGUUUGAUGUCUCAAAGUGGCAAAAAGGUUCUUCACAUUGACAAGAACGCUGACUCUGGAGGAUCCAUUUCUCACCUCGAGGAGCUGUUCAAGAAGUUUAAGGUUCCAGGACCUGCUAAGUCAAUGGAACAUGGAAAAGCAUGGAACAUUGACCUCAUCCCCAAAUUCUUUCUCGCCAAUGGCGAGCUAGUGAAAAUCUUGGUGCACACUGAGGUUACUCGAUAUCUGGACUUCAAAGUUGUUGAAGGCAGCUACGUAUACAAAGCAGGCAAAGUGCACAAAGUCCCGAGCUCAGAGGAGGAUGCCAUGCACGCCUCAGAUCUGAUGGGCAUGUUUGACAGGAGAAGGUUCAAGAAGCUGUUGCUUUUUGCCCUGAGCUUUGACGUGAGAAACCCUCGGACCUGCCAGGACGUGGAUCCUAACAAAAUGACCACACGGGAUCUUUUCUGCCGCUUCGACCUGGGUCUAGAUGUCAUGGAGUUCACGGGUCACGCCAUAGCGUUACACGGCAGUGACGGGUACCUGGACCAGCCAUGUGGGGAAACCAUCAGACGGAUCAAGAUGUACUUUGAGUCUGUGUCUCGUGCCAACUCCAGUCCGUACCUCUACCCCGUGUACGGGCUGGGCGAACUACCACAAGGGUUUGCCAGACUGAGCGCAGAGUACGGAGGAACACUCCGCUUGAACAGAACAGUGGAUGAGCUUGUGAUGGACGAUGGCAAAAUAAAAGCUGUGAAGUCUGAGGGGAAGCUGUUCCACUGUAAACAGCUCAUCUGUGACCCGAGCUACGUCCCCAAUCGAGUGAGGAAAGUGGGGCGUGUGAUAAGAGUCAUCUGUUUAUUGAAUCAUCCAGUUAAAAACACCCACGAGGCUCAUUCUUGUCAAAUCAUCAUCCCUCAAACACAACUCAACAGGAAAUCUGACAUCUACAUAUCUGUAGUGUCCUACGCGCACAACGUGGCUGCAGAUGGGAUGUACAUCGCCACAGUGAGCACGACCGCAGAAACCAGCAACCCAGAGAAAGAAGUUGAGCCCGGGCUGGAGCUUCUCAGGCCCAUCAUGCAAGAAUUUGUUUCCGUCAGCAACAUGCUAGUUCCCAAUGAAGGCGGACAAAAGAGUCAGAUAUUUGUGUCUCGCUCGUAUGACGCAACCAACCACUUUGAGGCUGAAUGUGAGGACAUCAAAGACAUGUACCAGCGGAUAACAGGAGCUUCGCUUCGCUUCGGAGGAUCACAGAGACACCAGUCUCACAACUCUGACGACGAGUGAGAGACUUUCAACACCAGGAUCAAAUAAUUCAACAGCUGGGAGGCCGUAGUCACAAUGUGGAUGAAUACCCCGGCUUUAAUGCAGAGGUUGUGUUACGUAGCAGUUUGAGUGAAUAGUGACUAUACUGUCUAAAUGUUUGGGGUCUACAUUGUUUUAUCCAUUUCUCCUUUUUAUGAGAUUCUAUAAACUGUUUUUGGAAACAGUUUAUAG